Messenger RNA from Danio aesculapii, 1544 nucleotides. RefSeq lists its product as uncharacterized. NCBI's taxonomy places the organism in Eukaryota, Metazoa, Chordata, Actinopteri, Cypriniformes, Danionidae. The transcript is spliced from 7 exons. The coding region runs from base 155 to 1135 and encodes 326 amino acids. The record is from RefSeq and is a predicted model, not a curated record.
CAUUUACACACACACACACUGCAGAACAUUGUGUUCAGACACACACACACACAGAGACCCAGAAGAGUGUGUGAUUGUGCAAGUGUGCUUCAGUGUUUGCGCUGCUGUUCAUGUUCAGAUCAUCAGCAGAAUCAGCAGCAGCAGCACAGGAAGAAUGUUCCAGAUGGUUCAGUUUCUGGUUCCUUCUGGACCCAAAAGACAAAACAGCAGCAGCGGCUCCAAACCCAAGCCCACUCUGACCACUGCAGACCAGUUCAUACAGCGCGUCCGCGCAGUGACCGGUCUGAGACAGCAGGAUGUGUUUCAUAACCUGCGUGUGCCGAACCAACAGCAGACUGACAGAGACGAGAUCAGCCUACUGCUGCUCACAGGUUACGGUGUGUUCUGUAUUGAUCUGAAGACGUGGAGUGGAUCCGUCUCAGCCCAGAGUGACUCUCUGUGGCCGCUGCAGAGCAAAGAGCAGCAGGAACACACACACACCAGCACAGAGGAGCUGCCGGACGCUCUACAGCAGAUCAGGGUGAAAGCCGGUAACCUGUGUGCGCACCUGCGGCGCUGCGGCCUGCACCUGCCCUCGUCUCUCUGCGUCCCCAGAGUGCUGCUGCUGUCGGAGUGUGUGUUGAGCGACGCGCUGCUGCAGGACGAGCUGCUGGUGUCAUACACACACAUCGAGCCCUUCCUGCGCUCGCUGACAGAGGGCUACGCUAGCUGGCUCACACACACACUCACACCAGCCUGGAUCACCGGUCAGCUCUCCUACAGUCAGAUGCGGGCUGUGCGCGAGCAGCUGGAGCUGAUUGGCAGCUGGGACGUUCUUCAGAUGAUUGACGGACAGCAGAUCAGCGGAGACUUCCAGAGCUGCCGACACCUGUCAAUCAGCAGACAGGAAACAGACCUGCUGGAGUUCAGCCCGACAGGAAGUCUGGUCAGCGACACACUGUGGAGCCUGCUGGGACACACACCACAGGUCACCGUCUCCCUGUAUAAGCGUGGUCCUCAGGGGUGGCUGGGUAAACCGAUCAUCGCCACGGCAACCAUCCCGUCCAGCACACGUGUGAUCUUCCGCAUGCGUGGAGACGCGGCCGAAUCCAGGAUCCCGUGUGGAAGAAUCCGCUCCAUCACACUGAGCAUCUGAACACACACUUACACACUCUCUCUCACACACACACACACUUACACACUCUCUCUGACUCUCUCUGAUUCACACACACACACACACACUUAAGAGCUGCUUUAUUUGAAGGAGAGCUGCUUUAAUGCUCCGUCACUGCUAAUAAACCUGAUUUACUUUCCUAAUCAGAUCAAUAACCUGCAUUAUUAGAUGUGUGGAUCUGAGCGCACACACACACACACACACACACUGGAGAUCUGCAUGUUGUGCUUUGGCUGUUGAUUGUGACGGUGUUCAGGCGUGUUCAGUAUGUUAUGAACACACAGGUGUGACUUCCUCUCUCCGCUGAUGGAUCUGUUCAAGCUUUAGUCUUCAUCUUGUGUUGUGAUGCAGAUCAAUAAAGUGCAGAUGUCUGUCUGUCCUGCUGAAUCUG